GACUACUUCAAAAGGAAUUAAAUUUUUGGAAUAUUGAGUGCAGUAUGGAAUCAUGUUGCAUACAUCCUUACUUAAAACUUGAAAACCAAGUUAAAUUGUUGGAUAAGAUAAAGGAACCACGGAACACUUGCCACGAGUGUUUUGAUACUCUCCCUCGUAGUGUUCGAAUUCGGAGAAGGAUAUGGACUAUAAUGGAAGAACCAUUGUCAUCCAAAGCAGCGAAGGUGUACAUGGUGUUCUAUUUCAUGGUGAUCCUGAUAUCGACGGUUGUAAUUCUUCUUAGCACUCAUUCAGAUUUCCGAGAAGAGAGACGUGAGUUCAACGGGAAUUCAACAGAAAUGAGAAUCUAUUUACAGGCCGAUCAUGUUAACCAAAAAGUAAUCACCUAUGUUUUGAACCGUCCUUUUCAGGUUCUGACUAUAUUGGAAAGAAUAACCGAUUUAUUUUUUGUCAUUGAAAUGACUGUUCGCUUUUCAGUCUGUCCCUGCAAGAAGAGAUUUUUUAAAAGUUUCUUGAAUGCACUAGAUCUAUUAAUUAACAUUGCAAUUAUUGCGAAAUUUGUACUAGAGAACUACUACAUUGCAAUCUACAAAAGUCGCAUUUUAUACAUCGUUUUUGCAAGUUGUCAUGCUGUUAUAAUAUUCAGACUUACUCGUGUUUUCCGGUUUGCACUACAAUCUAGCGGUAUUCGAAUUUUAUUUCUUGCAUUGUGGGAUAGCUUUAAGGAUCUGUCUGUGUUACUUCUUAUGUGCCUAACAUUGGCAGUACUCUUUGCGAAUAUGAUAUUCUAUGCCGAAUUUUCAAACUUCACGUUUUCAAAUAUGUUUCAAGGAAUUUGGUUUGCUAUUGUUACCAUGACAACCGUUGGUUAUGGAGACAUAUAUCCGGUCACAAAACUUGGUUGUACUGUAGGUGCGUUAUGUGCACUCUCUGGAAUAAUUAUUUUAGCAGUGCCUAUCGCCAUUGUUGCCGGUAACUUCACAACAUAUUACAAGAAAUAUGCGGAGUAUCAGAUGAUAAAAGGCAAACAAGAUGGCCUACCUUUAACUCGAUCACAAAUAUCAAUUUGAAAUUGUCGGAAAGGUUAAAUUUAUCACAGCGUCAAAGAUGAUUUGAUAGCACGUUGAAGUUUAGCCGUACGGGCUUGUUGUAUUCUUUUGUUCAAAACUAGCUUUCUCAAUUGUUUGUGUUAUACAUAAACAAGUAGUUUAUGCAUGCGACGUUUCGAAACAAUCGUAUGGGAUUAAUGGAUGCAAAAAAAAUCAUUCUAUAUUGAAU
Molecule: messenger RNA, 1278 nt
Organism: Mytilus trossulus (common blue mussel)
Lineage: Eukaryota; Metazoa; Mollusca; Bivalvia; Mytilida; Mytilidae
Product: potassium voltage-gated channel subfamily A member 1-like
Exons: 2
Coding region: 45-1070 (341 amino acids)
Biological process (GO): potassium ion transmembrane transport
Cellular component (GO): membrane
Molecular function (GO): voltage-gated potassium channel activity
Source: RefSeq, a predicted model, not a curated record